This is a messenger RNA of Phragmites australis (common reed), 702 nucleotides long. RefSeq lists its product as uncharacterized. Lineage: Eukaryota; Viridiplantae; Streptophyta; Magnoliopsida; Poales; Poaceae. The coding region runs from base 79 to 702 and encodes 207 amino acids. The transcript is spliced from 4 exons. The record is from RefSeq and is a predicted model, not a curated record.
GCUACCAAUCGAUCGACCUUCCAGUCUAAUCUCGUUGCGGGGCAGAGCUGGCGAGAUUGUCUUUCGGUGCUUCCAUCAAUGGGUCACCUUUCAUCCAAGCAUGUUCUUCUUGCGGCUGCUAUCUUGUGCAUGGCCAUUCCGUCCUGCAAAGCACAAGAUGCAGUCCAGAUCGUAGCAAGAGCAGCUCUUUGCUUUGAUAACCACACCGUGAUCAACAACUGUCUGCAGCAAAUGGGGAUCAGCACCAAUCCUGGCGGCAGAGCGGCGCACGGCGGCUCCGCGUCGGGCGUACUGACCGACAAGAUCCCUACGAGCCCGAACGCGAACGCGGUGCUGUGCAACACGCCGUGCUUCGGGCACAUGAUGCUGAUGACUGACUGCAUGGACGGCAUCCUGUCCAACUUCCAGGGCUACAGCUCCGGCCUCAUGCAGGGCGUCCGCGCCAUCUUCCAGAUGUCCUGCGGCGGCUCCAGCAACGGCACCGCCGGCGGCGCGGACGCCCCUCCCGCCGCUGCCCAUGGCCAUGGUGAGACAGGCGUUGUGAAAGGCAGUGCCGCGUCCGGCAAGGCGGCUCGGAACGUGUCUAGAGGCGCGGCAGCUUUCCCGGCGAACGGUGCGGCCGGGGGACUUCACGUCGGCGACCUCCUUUGGGUGGCCAUCCUUGUGGCUGUACAGUAUGUGCUGAUCGGUGUUGUUAACUAG